This is a messenger RNA of Desarmillaria tabescens, 1398 nucleotides long. RefSeq lists its product as uncharacterized. Bases 1 to 1398 code for a protein of 465 amino acids. The record is from RefSeq and is a predicted model, not a curated record. The transcript is spliced from 2 exons. Lineage: Eukaryota; Fungi; Basidiomycota; Agaricomycetes; Agaricales; Physalacriaceae.
AUGUCCAAGUCAACCUUUCCCUACGAGAUAUGGUUGAAUAUCGCUCACUUCAUCCCACCGCUCGUCCUUGAGGACCUCUUCAGUGUCAACAGCGCGUUAUUUCACCUGGCGAUGGAGCAGAGAUACAGGCAGAUCAGUUUUGCGUAUCUGAGCAGGAAGAUGUUGAGGUUACUGGAACGACUCAAAGAUCCAGCCGUCGCCAAACGCGUCCGGAUACUCCACAUACAUCCCCAUUUCGUCAACGAAGAUUUUGACACGCCGGCCUCCUCGCUCUUCUCGUUCAGGAAGUUUUUUGGACGCAAGUCGCGACCACCACGUAUCAAGAAUCUCGAUGAUUUGAUAUCAAUCAUGGGUGACGUUCUGAGCAGUCUGCCAAAUCUGACAGAGUAUCACAUCGCAUGGGUGGGGCUACAGAGUGCCCCAGCACCGUUUCUAUGCACCCCAUUCGGUUCUUCGCCGCUAACGAGGCUUACCCUCGAAAUCACCCUGGAAAACCUGCAGACCUUGCUCAAGUCACAACCCUCAUUUUUUGGCACCCUACGUGGAUUGGAUCUCUUUUUGCGCACGGACCAUGCACUCGACGUGGCCGGAUACGACCUGAUCUUGUCGCGUACGCUAGCACCGAUGAUCAACAGCCUCUCCCUACAGAUGCUCUCCCUUCGUCUAUGGGAACCUAUCGAUAUGUCGCCCUUCUUCUCUGCCUUAUACCCUCAAACCAAUCUCCAUACCCUCUCCUUAAGCAUACCCCUCACCGCUCCUCACUUAGGCAACCCAGAUAGUGUCGCCGCAUUCCUCAACAUGCAUAGUCGCACCCUUCGCAACCUUUCCCUGCGUGCAACCGAUUUGAGUUCCCCCAUCCCAAUCGUUGACGAUUCUCUCUCUCAAUGGAUGCAGCGUGCCUUCUAUGCUGUGAACCUCUCCUCACUUUGUUCGCUCGAGCUAGGGAUGGGUAGCAUACCCUAUGAGAGUGCGCAACUCUGCAUAAGCCGGUUCCCCCGGACCCUUGCCAAUCUCGUGAUCACAGGACGGCAUCUCUCUAUGGAGGAGGUACGAGGGUUGCGAAUACCUCGAUUGCGCCGCCUCCGUAUGGGACCUGUUACACUCAGCCCGCAGCUGAUGGACUAUUUAGCUGCGCGUGUGGCGGUACAGAGAUUGGAGUUGGUUGCUAGUGAUGUUGUACCCCGUGAUGGGGAGGAGCCGAUAUACGAGGAUAGGGAACAGGAAGAGAGUCAGGUGUGCAAGUUUUUUCAGGAGAUGGAUGAGAGGAGGUACGAGGGCUGGGACGUUAGGUAUUUGGAGGUUACGAGGAAUGCGGUACCGUGGAGGAGGCGGUAUGAGGACGGUUUUAGUAACCUUUGGAGCAGAUGUGUUCCUUCUUUGAGGGAGGUGACUGUCUAG